CCCGUUUUAAAUACCCAAGGUCCCCUGUUGAUUGUGAAGUGCGCUUUUAUCAAGAGACACCUUUGAAAGGAGAACAGGGAGGUUUCAAGCUGAGUCUGUUUGCACAUCUCCACCGUCAGAGCUACCAGUUAACGAGUGCCCACGGCGAUUGCGGUUCUCUAUAUUAGCCGACAUAUAUAAUACCCCUCUCCCUAGAGAACAACGAAGAGGCCAGUGCUGUUGUAAAACGAGUCCUGUGAAUCCCUCUCCGAUCGUUUUGCUGAUUUGACAAAGAUACACCUUUCUAGCCACUCCGGUCCUACACACACAUCGUGACACAAGCCAGGAUGCCAGAGAGCCAGCCUUCAACCAGUUUCAUGAACUUCCAUUUCGAGAAGAAGCCCGGCGCUGCGUCUCCCCCGUUGGGCAGUUGCUCCCGUGCCCAGUCGCACGGGGUUGAUCCUACAGAGACACCAACCAUCGACACCAACGACCCUGACGACAUGUACCCACCGGAGUCGUUCCAGUCGCCUAUAGAGUCGCCACCAGAGUCGUCGCUGAUCUUUGAGAGAUCCGUCGAGGACCCGAGCCAGAUAUACCAGCAGACCACUUGUCCAAGAUGCGGACACAAGUCGUCCCAAGGUGGGCUAAGCUGCACCCACCACAGUAUCGUGAACCUACCAUCACACUACUCGGUGGAGAACUUUGUCUCUCCGUGCCUGGACGCCACCACACAGAUCCUGACUGACCAGAACGCCGACUUGGAGAACGUUGAUAUGGUGUACUCUCGCCGCCCUUCCUCAGUGCUGGGGCUGAACAUGGCGCUUGGCAGAUCCAGAAGCUAUGUUGGUGAGCUUCCACAGGCAGAAGUUUCGUCGCCGUCAAAGUCUGGUCCAGUAAAGAUACAUUCAGCUGCCGAUCUACAAGAACUGCCAGAACGUCCGCCAGCUCUGAGCUUUUACUCAUAUGCUGACAUGAUUGAGUCCGAGAACCCGAACCCUCGUCGCCCAUCGCUGUCGCAGUCCCUGAGCUCGUCAUUCUUGAACUCACGCUCGAACUCCAUCGCUGUGGGCAACUCGAUAACACCACAGCGUACACCAAUGAACUUGCGCAACCACAGCUUCUCGUCUCCUUUCAACUUCUCAAAGAGCAGACAGGGAGCCAACGCAAGCUCUACACAGAUCUCGAAGAAGUUCACGCUUAAUUCAGACACCUCUCCCGGCUCCUCAGACUCCGAGAGUGAUUAUGUCCACUCCCGCAAGAAUUCUAUGAGCUCAAGAGCCUCAAAGUUCUCACACAGAUUGAAAAAGACGUUAUCAACAGCGUCGAAUCUACAAAGAACUGACACGAGAGCCUCAAACCAAGACGAUGUCAAUUCGGUCAUCAGUGAAGGUGAUAGCCUUGUUAUAAGCUCCGUGGGCGAGACCAUAAGAAGAAACACUGGUGAAAUUAGAUCUGGAGUUGUUGUUUAAGCGCUCUAAUCGGGUGUUCCUUCUUAUGCUUAAGAGCUUGGACUUCUAUCUUUCUCUCACCUCUUGAUACUUCUUACCCCUUUCCUUUCUCCCUUUUACUGUUUUGUUUUGUCUUUUGUUUCCUAUCGGUAUUAUUGGUUAUAUGGAUCUUCACUGUCCAAUGUGGAUUCAUGGUUUAGAUCAACGGAGUGUAAUAUGUUGAUCUUGAUCGGUACAUUUCUAGUGUUUAUAUGGCGAAUUAUUAUUUUUAUUAUUGUUACUACCUUUGAAUUCUUGUAGGUGCCUCUAAUCAUGAACUAU
Messenger RNA from Williopsis jadinii, 1751 nucleotides. RefSeq lists its product as uncharacterized. The record is from RefSeq and is a predicted model, not a curated record. NCBI's taxonomy places the organism in Eukaryota, Fungi, Ascomycota, Saccharomycetes, Phaffomycetales, Wickerhamomycetaceae. Bases 327 to 1451 code for a protein of 374 amino acids. The transcript has a single exon.